This is a messenger RNA of Euleptes europaea (tarantolino), 2490 nucleotides long. It is a transcript of the gene PMS1, whose product is annotated as PMS1 homolog 1, mismatch repair system component. The record is from RefSeq and is a predicted model, not a curated record. Gene Ontology annotation, cellular component: MutLalpha complex. Gene Ontology annotation, molecular function: ATP binding; ATP hydrolysis activity; ATP-dependent DNA damage sensor activity. Bases 7 to 2490 code for a protein of 827 amino acids. The transcript is spliced from 10 exons. Gene Ontology annotation, biological process: mismatch repair. Lineage: Eukaryota; Metazoa; Chordata; Lepidosauria; Squamata; Sphaerodactylidae.
CUCGAAAUGAAGCAGUUACCAGCCGACACAGUCCGAAUUCUUUCCAGCUCACAGGUGAUUACUUCAGUCAACAGUGUGGUUAAAGAGCUGGUGGAAAACUCCUUGGAUGCCAACGCAACAAGUAUCGAUGUCAAACUGGAAAACUACGGCUUUGAUAAGAUUGAGGUGCGAGACAACGGUGACGGGAUCAAAGCAGCUGACGUUCCAGUAAUGGCCAUGAAACACUACACUUCAAAAAUAAACUCUUCUGAGGACCUUGAACACUUGACAACCUACGGUUUUCGUGGCGAAGCCUUAGGUUCGAUUUGUUGCACAUCUGAAGUUCUGAUUACAACGAAGACAGCCGCUGAUGACUUUAGCACCCAAUACGUUUUGGAUAGAAGCGGUCAUGUAACUGCUCAAAAGCCCUCUCAUCUUGGACAAGGUACAACUGUAUCAGUUCUGAAACUGUUCAAGAAUCUCCCUGUAAGAAAGCAGUUUUAUUCAACAGAUAAAAAAUGCAAGGCAGAAAUCAGAAAAAUUCAAAAUCUUCUGAUGGCAUAUGGCAUCGUAAAACCAGAACUGAGGUUAACGUUGACACAUAAUAAGGUGGUCAUCUGGCAAAAGAACAAGGUAUCUGAUCACAAAAUGGCUUUCAUGGCGGUAGUAGGACCUGCAGUUAUGGGCAGCCUGGUGCCUUUUCAACACCGCUGUGAAAACCCUGCGGUAUCUCUCAGUGGCUUCCUUCCAAAGCCUAAUUCAGACGCUUCUUUGACAAGCCAUUCAAGUUCAGAAAGGAGCUUUAUCUUCGUAAACAACAGACCAGUUUAUCAGAAGGACAUUCUCAAGCUGGUUCAGCAUUACUGUAACCUGAAGUCUUCUAAUCAUUCAUACCCCAUUUUCUUUAUGAAUGUUACUAUUUCUCCAUCUGCCGUGGACGUCAAUUUAACACCAGAUAAAUCUCAAGUAUUGCUGCAUGAUAAGGAGUCCAUUUGCCUUGUUAUCGAAGAUAUUUUAACGGCGCUCUAUGAGCCUCGAACCGGGGCCGCUUCUUGUGAAACCGAUGUAACAGAUACGGCCUCGGUAGACAUCUUUACUAAUGAAACAGAACAAACAGAUGUGACUGUUAAUGAGCUUGAAUCCUGCGGAAGGCCGGCUCUGCAAGCACGUACCGCAUUGUUUUCGCUUAGUAAUGAUGUGCGAAAUGGGGAAACCGGAAAAAACACAGAGGUCUGUUUGAUUAAUCAAACGUCGUAUAAUGAUUCUCCUCCUAACCUCCUCACCAAAAAAGAAAUAUCUGGCAGUAAGACAGCUGGCUAUGAUGGAUUUCAGGAACAUUCACUAAAUAAUUUACCAUGUGAGGACCAACAGAGCAGGUAUAAGACCCUGAACACAUAUGGGGAUAUUUUAAAGGACGCUCGUCCUGAAAAUGGCACGGGGGGUGAUUUGAGAAGUGACAAGAUCCAAGAAGUAGACGAGAUGGAAAGGCCGAGGAUCCCAAAGGAUUCCUCUGAAGUCUCUGCUGAUAAAUGGAGCCUGGGGCAGGCGUUUGUGAAUUCCCGAGGAGAGAAUCUGGAACCUGUUCGGGUUUUAAUCCCAGGAACAGAAGAAGCAAGAAUGCAGAAGGAAAAUGAUGGUAACAGUCAACUCAGUUUUCAACAGGAAAAGAACAACCCGAGUAUUAAAAAAACAAAUGUGGUAAAUGAUAAAGUAGGACAGAUUACAGCCUAUGAUUUAAUUAAAAGCCAGAUAGUAAGGAAACCUGUGUCGGCAUUUGGCCUUUUUGCUCAAGACAAUCGUUCCAGAUUGUUGACAGAAAACCCCAAAGCAAGCGCAGAAGAACUGAGGCUGAAAAUGGAAGAAAUGUGGGAAGCACUAAAUGAAGAAGAAAAAAAGAAAUACGAGGAAAGAGCUGAUAAAGACCUGGAGCGAUACAACAGGCAAAGCCGAAGAGCUCUGGAUCUGAAUGUGCAGAGACCAGCUAAAGAGAGGGAGCGAAAACCCAAGUCCAAACUGAAAGACUGUCUGUCUGAUCAGCAGAAACUCGACAGACUUUUCCAUUCUCAAACGGGAAAGAAACGCAGUGGCUCCCACCCUAUAAAAAUCGUGCAAGUUCCAUUCACUAUGGAUUUGUUCAAACAGAAGCUUCACCGACUCAAGCAGAAGGAGUCAGAUGAAGAACAACUCUGUCUAAUCCGUCUUCCGAAUUUUCCUGACGCCUGGAUAAUUGCCUCCGAUCAAAAGAUAACAAUGUUGAAUCCGUACCGAGUGGAAGAAGCCCUGCUCUAUAAAAAGCUUCUCGAAGACCAUAAGCUUCCUACACAGAAACUGGACAGGCCUAUUGUGUUGACUGACAGUCUUCUUAGUGAUCCCAGUUACAUGGAAGCUCUUCGCAAUAUGCCGAAGGAAAGUCGACAGUUCGACGGAUCAUCCUAUUUGCUGGAUCCGAGACUCGUAGCAAACGGUUUUAAGAUAAAAAUAAUACCAGGUAUGAUGUGGUCUCAAAAUUAG